UUACAUUGAGUGCCAAUUAUAGAUUAUAAGUGGUCCACUGAGUGCGUCGAAAAUGUAUUAUUUUUUUAUAUUACUUGCUCUGUCCUUAGUGAGUAUCUCGUCAUGUGAUCCAGAUACAACCGGCUCUUGCCCCCCAAGCUUGCCAGUGGACAUUUGUGACGAAACAUGUGGAAGUGAAAUUCCGUGCUCCAAACCUAAACAGUUGUGCUGUCCUACAGCUUGUGGUGGAGCCAUAUGUGUCGAUGCUAUGACGCACAGGAAUAAGGUAGAUGAAGUGAAACCAGGUCUUUGUCCAGAGAAACCUCGUGGUCCUUGGAUCUGCACAAAUAUGUGCACCAGUGACUCGGACUGCAGACGUGUCCUCAAGUGCUGUCCCAACCGAUGUGGAGCAUUCGCCUGUCAGAAACCUGAUGCACCACCAUCAGAUGGUUAAACAAUUCUAUUGGUAGAAAAGACGUGUGUUGUUUAGUUUGUGAGAUGUUAUCAAACAAGGUAAAGAAUUGUUUUUAUGAUAACUAUUGUGAGACAUACUAAAUUAAGUAAAAAGCGCGAGUCACUCACGUGAAUAUACUG
This is a messenger RNA of Spodoptera litura, 573 nucleotides long. RefSeq names its product antileukoproteinase-like. The record is from RefSeq and is a predicted model, not a curated record. Gene Ontology annotation, molecular function: peptidase inhibitor activity. NCBI's taxonomy places the organism in Eukaryota, Metazoa, Arthropoda, Insecta, Lepidoptera, Noctuidae. Gene Ontology annotation, cellular component: extracellular region.